CAUUUGGCGCAAGUGCCUAACGUCAUUUUAAUAGUAUUUUACCAGCUGCAAUAUUAAGACGUUUUAUUUAUAUAAUUUUUAUUUUUGUACAUUAAACCUAUAUAAGGAAAAUGAUACCUAAAGUUUUUGGAAUAACUAGAACUCUGGGAUUGCGAAAUUUGGCUGUACGCAAUUUGACAAGGACUUCUAGUAACUUAUACCACCUCAAUAUAACACGACGAGAAGUUCUACAAUGCCCUAUAAAAAGUCAUCCAUUAACCACAAAUUCGCUGAUCCAAAAUUUUAGUACUGAAAACUCACACCGAAAACCAAUACCGUCCGUAAAAUAUAAUGAUAUCAAGGAUUUACCGAAUCAUCCUGAGAAGUUAUUAAUUGAUGUACGUGAGCGACAGGAACUAGAAGAAACAGGCAGAAUUCCAACAAGUAUAAAUAUUCCUUUAGACUCCGUAGUGCGGGUAUUGGCAGAGGAUGUUAGACCUCAAAGAUUCCAGUCCAAGUAUGGUCGUCAAAAGCCAACUUUUGAGGAUGAGAUAAUUUUUACAUGUAAGAUGGGAAGACGUGCCUUAAAAGCUGCAGAAAUAGCAAAUGCUAUGGGCUUUACAAAUGUUAAAUAUUAUGAAGGAUCAUGGGAAGAUUGGGUUAAAAAUGAAAAUCAUUAAUUGGAACACGAUUGUUUUGAAAAAUUUGCCACGCGCUUUUAAUUGACCAAAGGUGAUCUGUUCUACAUAACAAGAACGAACCGGUAUUAUAUCCGGUCGGAGUCUGUCGCUUCAGCUGCAUAUGCUGUAAAAAUUAAAUUUCACAAAUUUUGUUUGAUACAAAUUUUCGCUUAAAAUAUACGAUUAUGUGUUAAAUAUUCCAACACACUAAUAUACAUACGUUCCUGAA
Molecule: messenger RNA, 888 nt
Organism: Zeugodacus cucurbitae (melon fly)
Lineage: Eukaryota; Metazoa; Arthropoda; Insecta; Diptera; Tephritidae
Product: rhodanese domain-containing protein CG4456
Exons: 2
Coding region: 111-659 (182 amino acids)
Cellular component (GO): mitochondrion
Molecular function (GO): thiosulfate-cyanide sulfurtransferase activity
Source: RefSeq, a predicted model, not a curated record